UGAGUUUUAUCAUCGUUUUACAGCUUUCGUUUUGUAGUAAAGUUUUCAUGUCGAAUGCCGACGGAUGCAAUUGUGUACUUUAGUACGUUUAUUUAUACAACAGAGUUGAACAGACAUACGACAAUGUUGAUCCCAGCGUUCGUGAAAUUCACAUCCAGUUCCUUUGCUGGAGCUGCUCGUCCUGUCCGCUGCCAUCAGUUUGCACGAUGCCAGUGGACGACUGGUUCACGAACGUUUCACCAUGAUCGCCAUGUUAUGCUCAGUAAUUUCCUUCGGGCCAGGAAAAGUACUGCGAGUAUCGUUUGUGCUGCGGGAUCUGCGAUCGCCAUGGGCUUUCUGUACCGUUGGUAUUUAUCGAAUCGGACGAAUGUGACGCACGCGAGUCGUGCUGCUCCGUGGAAGGGGAGCUGCAUUCUCCGCCAGGUCCACGCCGCGGAGCCGAUUCCACGGAGUCGCGCUUUCAACUUCAUUGCCGAUGUUGUGGAGACCAUUGCGCCAGCCGUCGUCUACAUUGAAGUACAAGGCAGGCACCAAAUGUUUCCGGGAAUGCUCAACUUGAGCCAAGGAUCGGGAUUUGUUGUUCGCGAAAAUGGACUGAUAUUGACCAAUGCGCACGUUGUUGCCAAUCAAGUGCACGUGGAAGUGAAGUUUAGCGACGGUCGACGACUGCCCGGCCGUGUUCUGUACGUGGACGGCGUAUCCGAUCUGGCGGCGGUCAAAGUUGAAGCAACUGGCUUGCCAUUUCUGCGGAUGGGCUCCUCAACCAAACUGCGCGUGGGUGAAUGGGUGAUCGCCGUCGGCAGUCCGCUGAAUCUGUCCAACACGGUGACCACGGGAGUGGUCAGUGCUUUCCGCGGCAGCGCGGAAUUGGGGAUGCGGCAUCAUGUGGAGAAGAGCAUUAACUACAUUCAAACAGAUGCUGCCAUCACGUUCGGCAACUCUGGAGGACCGCUGCUUAAUUUGGUAAAGUUUUUUGCUGUACGGAUUUGUUCUUACAUAUGUCUAAACGGGUAUCCUGCUUUUCAGGAUGGUGACGUGAUAGGAAUCAACGCUAUGAAGGUUGGUGGUGCGGGAAUUUCUUUUGCCAUUCCGUCUGAUCACGCGAAGGAUUUCUUGGCCAAAAUUGAUUCAUUAGAACAAAGUAGCCGGCAGCGGAAGUUAUCCGGUCCGUCGGAUCCCGUUCGGCCGCAAAAGAAAGUGAUAGGGGUCACGUUGUUGACAUUGACACCGGAUAUUGUCAUGGCUAUUCGCCAGCGUACGGACGAUUUCCCACCGGUUAUCAGCGGCGUGCUUGUUCACCGGAUUGUGCCGGAAUCUCCGGCUGAAAGAGCUGGCUUGCGUCGGGGUGACGUGAUAACGAGUAUCAACGGGAAGACCGUUGCUUCCUCCAAAGAGGUGUUUGACAUGGUCGGCCAAGAGGAUGUGCUGGUGAUAGAAUUCCAGCGAGAUGGGCGCAGCGCGUCAGUGCGCUUGAAACCGGAAUUAGUGCAGUAG
Messenger RNA from Paramacrobiotus metropolitanus, 1494 nucleotides. Its product is annotated as serine protease HTRA2, mitochondrial-like. Gene Ontology annotation, molecular function: protein binding; serine-type endopeptidase activity. NCBI's taxonomy places the organism in Eukaryota, Metazoa, Tardigrada, Eutardigrada, Parachela, Macrobiotidae. The transcript is spliced from 8 exons. Gene Ontology annotation, biological process: programmed cell death; proteolysis; positive regulation of apoptotic process. Bases 55 to 1494 code for a protein of 479 amino acids. The record is from RefSeq and is a predicted model, not a curated record.